CGGGCAGGCUCCCGGGGAGGACUGUCCCCUAAACUGCCGGCCAAACCCGCGCAGCUACAGCAGAGCGCGCGUCUGAGGCCUUUUCUAUACCGGUUAGACUACCCAGGAUGUCAACUUCUGUCCCUAAAGGCCACAACUGGGCCCGACGGGUGAAGAAGGAGGAGGAGGAGGAAGACCCUCUAGACCAGCUGAUUUCUCGCUCUGGCUGUGCUGCUUCUCACUUUGCAGUGCAAGAGUGCAUGGCUCAACACCAGGACUGGAGGCAGUGUCAGCCUCAGGUGCAGGCCUUCAGGGAUUGCAUGAGCAAGCAGCAGGCAAAGCGGCGGGAGGAACUGCAGAAGAGAAAAGAGCAAACCAGUGCCCAGUGCUGAGACUCCCAGCCACCUGCCCUAAGCAUGGCCCUGCAUAAACUAGCACCCACAGAGACCUGGAGAGGAAGGAAUCCUAAGUGGUGGAAGUGUGGACUUGAAGAUCUAAAACCUGGAAAUAAAUUGAAAGUACCUACACAUCAAUAAGAAAAAGCACAGAGAAGAGUAAAACAUACACUCCAAAAACUCUUAAUCUUUGGGACUAAAGUUGAAGGCCAGGUACCAUGGAUUUGGACAUGAUUACCAAGAGCUGUUUUAUUUUAAUGAUCACAUUUCAUACAUCCUUACCCUUCCUGUUCCACCAAUGUUUGUAUGUAAAACAAAAUGGGAUAAGAGGUACUCCCAUCCUACCUCUUAGGUCAGUGUGCCAAAUACUGACCUGAUUACAGGGAAAUUGUCAUUUUCGAAGUAAAUUCACAAGGUUUCCUCAUCAGAUCUUCAUUUUUUUCAUUGACAAGCUCAACAACAGAAAGUGUUUCUGGGGCAUGUGUUAGAAACUGAUGAGAGGAGCAGUGUGGCAUCUGCCUGCCUGUUGCUUACAGUCUAGUUUCACAGGUGAAAAUAAAGUAACACUGGAGCAGUUAACUUAUUGUCUAACAAUGGCAGGAGCGCCUUUUAUUUCAUCAGCUAUUUUGGAUAUUUCAUUCAUCUUAAGGGAAAGAAGCAAACAAGAAACUCUCAGCAAAUGGGAACCAGAGUCUGCUGAAUGAACAGAACAUACAGAGUUGCAUUUAAGCGGAAAAAAAAGGAAGAAUAUGGCUGCAUGAUAGAGCACUUGCCUAGCAUGCAUGGGUCCUGGGAUUUGAUAGCUAAUACCACAUGAGCACACAUAUCAUUUAAAAUCUCUAAUCUACUGAACAUCAGGCUUAAUUACACAAUAUGCUGUAGUGUCAGUUGCUCACCUUCAUAUGUCUAACCAGGCAGUGGAUUUACUGCCACUGCCCAGUUUCAUAAGGUUACAUACUGUGCUAGCCCAGAAAAGUAUCAAAGUUCAGAAAUAGAAGUACAGUUUUACUUUUGUCCACUGUAAAGUAGAAAAACUUUUAAAUGAGCUAUUUUAGAUAGAAAUCAUCUUAUUGCUUAUGUAAUUAAAUGUAAUUGGUCAUGGAGACAGCAGGGUGAUACUAGCACAGAUCAGUGAAAGGCCAUCCUUAGCAGAAAUAAUGGCUUCCUAUAACAACUUGUGUAUAGCCAGGCACUGGUGGCUCCUGCCUGUAAUCCUAGCUACUCAUGAUACUGACAUCUGAGGAUCCCAUU
Messenger RNA from Dipodomys ordii (Ord's kangaroo rat), 1625 nucleotides. RefSeq names its product cytochrome c oxidase assembly factor 4 homolog, mitochondrial. The transcript has 2 exons. Bases 108 to 371 code for a protein of 87 amino acids. Gene Ontology annotation, biological process: mitochondrial respiratory chain complex IV assembly. The record is from RefSeq and is a predicted model, not a curated record. Lineage: Eukaryota; Metazoa; Chordata; Mammalia; Rodentia; Heteromyidae. Gene Ontology annotation, cellular component: mitochondrial intermembrane space.